UUUAUUUUCCCUUCGUUUCUCAUUGGUACCAACAUGGCGGCUCGCUAUGAGGAUCCGUAUCGUCCCACAAAUAACGGGGCACAGUGGUCCUAUAGCAGAGCCAUGAUGCAGAGUCCAAGUAGUAAUGGAUCAAGGCCACAGAGUAAUAGCAGUGUAGUGAGUGAACGAGGGCCUAGGACCAGUGAGGAUGUAUGUAUUGGAGAGGAAGUCAGGAUUUCUUUACAUCUAGCAAUUGAAAGAUUUAGAAGAAAUGAAGACCAAAAAGAGUUGGAAUUUCCUUCAUCCUUAUCAGCCACAGAAAGAGCAUAUGUACACAGAUACUGUGAUACAGUUGGUCUAAAGCACAAGAGCAAAGGAAAAGGCAACAAUAGAAUAUUGACAAUCUCAAAAAAGGAACUGAAUCAAACCCAGGCAUCAGCCUCAUCAGUGAAAAUCAUCAGGAAUUCCAGACAACAGAUAUGUAACCUGCUGCAGAGGUUUCCUCUUACUACCAAAGAAAGACAAGAACUGAUGCCACAGAUGGAAAGAAGUCAAGCAUUUGACACCAGCAGAGAGGCUGCAAAAGCAACUAUUGGGAAACUGAAUAAUGGAGUAGCACAGGUUCCCCCUCCCCGAGCUAGUACAGAGUUGGAUGCCUUCAGGAACACAUUGCCUGUCUUCAAACACAAAGAGGAGAUCAUUCACAGUAUCAGCUCCAACAGAAUUAUUCUAAUCACAGGAGAAACUGGGUCAGGGAAGACAACUCAGAUUCCACAGAUGAUUUUGGAUGAUUGUACAGUGAAUAACAAAAGGUGUCGUAUACUCUGCACUCAACCAAGGAGAAUAGCUGCACUCAGCAUAGCAGAGAGAGUUUCUGCUGAGCGAGGGGAGAAAGUAGGACAGACUGUGGGAUAUCAAAUCAGACUAGAGAGCAAGGUAUCUCCCAAAACUCUUCUUACAUUUUGCACCAAUGGAGUCUUGUUGAGAACUUUGAUGAAUGGAAGUCAUUCUUUGUCAACUGUUACACAUGUCAUAGUGGAUGAAGUUCAUGAGAGAGACAGAUUUAGUGAUUUCCUUCUCACUGCCAUUAGAGACGAGCUUCCUAAGUACCAACAAAUGAAGCUCAUUCUAAUGAGUGCCUCAAUGAAUGUGGACUUGUUCAUCAGAUACUUCAACAACUGUCCUGUUUUAAGAUUCCCUGGAAGUCUAUUUGAUGUUGAAGAACAUUUCUUGGAGGAUGUGCUGAAAUGGACUGGAUACACAAAUAAAAAAAUGGAGAAACUAAAGAAAAGCCAAUCAAACUUGGAGAAACAACAGAAGCACCUGAGUCAGUGGUGUCAGAUCCAGAUGGAGGAAGCCUCGACUACUCCUCACUCUGAGGAGAUUGAGGAGAAAAUGGCUGCAGAACUGUCAGAGGAGCAAAAAUUCUCCGAGAGUGCUGAUGAGAAAGAAGAGCUAGAACCAUGGCUUGUGAAAGAAAUGGAUGACCUUCUCAGUGAGAUAUGGCUCACAGGAAAUGAAGACUGCUUCUCUCAACUUAUACAUCUCAUCAAAAGUGAAAAUGUUUCAGUGGACUACCAACAUUCUGAGACUAGCCUUUCUGCUCUGAUGAUUGCUGCUGCUCGAGGAUUCACUGCUGUAGUAGAACAUCUGCUUAACUUUGGAGCCAAUGCCAAACUUAAGUCCUCUAAUGACUGGACUGCACUAGAUUUUGCUAAGAAGUUCAACCAAGAAGAGGUGAUAGAAAUGCUUCAAGCUUACAUGGUUGAAUAUGAAAUGGGAUCGUCAGAUGAAAUCAGUGUUAUUGCUACUGUGCCAGCUCGAAUUCUCUCAGAGGAAGACAAAGAGCUGCUGAAUUUGUAUCAACACAGUUUUGAUGAUGACAAAGUGGAUAUUAUUCUCAUUCUACAAUUAAUAAUCAAGAUACUCUCCACAAGCAAAGAUGGUGCCAUAUUAGUCUUUUUAUCAGGUUAUGAUGACAUUGUUACAUUGAGAGAAACAUUAAGUGACAGCAAAAAUAUGGAUAAAUUCAGGUAUGUGCUAUACACUUUGCAUUCAUCUAUGCAAUCCAAUGACCAGAAAAGGGUAUUCAAAUCUGUACCACAUGGAGUGAGAAAAAUAAUUCUGGCAACUAACAUUGCAGAGACUAGUAUCACAAUUAAUGAUGUUGUAUACGUGAUAGAUUCUGGGAAAGUUAAAGAGAAAGCUUUUGAUGCCCUUUUGUCAUUGUCAAUGCUGAAGUCUACUUGGAUUUCAAAAGCUAGUGCACUUCAGAGAAAGGGGAGGGCUGGGAGAUGUAAGCCAGGUGUUUGCUAUCACCUCUUUAGCAGAAUCAGAUACAGUAUGAUGCAAGACUUUGCUACUCCAGAACUUCUGAGAUUUCCUCUACAGGAAAUUUGCCUUCAUACAAAGCUGAUUGCACCAAUUCAUUGUCCAAUAGCUGAAUUUCUGGCAAAGGCACCUGAGCCACCUCCUUACAUGGUUACAAGAAAUGCUGUGUUGUUACUUAAGCAAAUUGAUGCUUUAGAUCACUUUGAGGACUUGACAGAAAUUGGUUAUCAUUUAGCAGACCUACCUCUGGAGCCAAGGCUGGGAAAAGUUGUUCUGUAUUCUAUUGUACUGAAAUGCCUGGAUCCAAUUCUAACCAUUGUGUGUGCUUUAGCAUAUCGAGAUCCCUUCAUUCUUCCCUCUUCACCACAUUUAAAGCGUGCAGCUGAUCAGGUCAGGCGUCAGUACAGCUCCAACACAUUCAGUGAUCACAUGGCCCUACUCAGGGCUUUCCAGGGUUGGCAAAGAGCUCGCACUGACAAUUGUGAGAGGAGUUACUGUGAGAAGAAUUUUCUGUCAUCUGCUUGUAUGGAAAUGAUUGUUGGCAUGAGGACACAACUUUUAGGACAAUUGAGAGCCUCGGGUUUUGUGCGAGCUAGAGGAGGAGGAGACAUACGUGACUUGAACACAAACUCGGAGAACUGGGCAGCAGUCAAGGCUGCUCUGUGUGCAGGGAUAUAUCCCAAUCUUGUGAAAAUUGAAAGAUGUACAAACAUCAAAAUGGUUUCUCAGAAAUCUUCUGGCAUCAAGUUCCACACAAGUUCAGUACUAAAGAACCCAGCCCUUCCAGAGAAGAAGGCCAUACAGAAUAUUCCUACAGACUGGGUCCUGUAUGAGGAGAUGAGCCGUUAUGAGAGGAGUGCUUAUAUCCGAUGUUGUACUGCCAUUUCUCCAAUCACUGUAGCUCUCUUCACAGGACCCAUCAAACUACCACCAGAGAGUGUCAGAGAUGGGACAAAAGCACAUGCCAUGCUACAUGCAGGAAUGGAGGACAGUAGUGAUAGUGAAGGAGAAGAAAAGGAAGAUAACACUAAAACUACCUUACAGUUUGAUGAUUGGCUGGCCUUCAAACUGGACAAUGAGACGGCAAACAUGGUGCUUCAGUUGCGACACAAAUGGAACUGUCUCUUUCUUCGAAGAAUGAGAGCUCCCUCCAAACCCUGGUCACAGGUAGAUGAGGCUGUCAUUAAAGCAGUUAUCAGUGUCUUAAGUAAUGAGGAGCAGGCCCUUGGAUUUCAGCAGCCAGCUGGUAUUGGGCAGAGACCAAGACCCAUGACUGAGUACAUGUCUGCAGGUGGAGGGAGUUACAGUAGCUAUGAUAAUGAGGAUCACAGUAACAGGGGGAGAAGGACACCUGUUACCCCACCCAAGAAACACACCAGUGUCCUACCAAGAACACCUCGUACACCUGGAAACACUAGAUCAGAUGGUUCUUCAGCUAGCAGCAGUCCAAAGGGCAGUGUCCCCACCACCCCCUGUACCAGUCCUCAGACUGGGAGUAAUACCCUGGCCAGCCCUGCAAAAUCCACUAGCAAAUAUUUUGUUGUCAAACCCAAUGAUCAAAAUGUAUUGGAUGUUGCCUUAUCAAAGUCAAUUUAUGCAACAUCACCAAAAAGUGAAGCCAGAUUUAACAAAGCAAUACAGGAUGGGAAGGAAUUGUACCUAAUUUUCUCUACUGUGGGUAGUGGACAGUUCCAGGGUUAUGCCAGAGUAACAGAACAAAGCAGCAAGGACAAAUGUCCUGAUAUGUCGGGAGAUGGCCUUGGGGGAACAUUUAAGAUUGAAUGGAUUAAAAAGGUAGUUGUACCAUUUAAGGCAACACAUAACAUAACCAACAGUUGGAAUGAAAACAAAAGAGUGCAAUACAGUAAAGAUGGACAUGAGUUGGAAUCUUCUUGUGGAGAGAAGCUCAUUCACGUUCUACAAACGUUUGAACCCAAAUUAUAUGAAGCAUCAUCUGAUGAAAUGAAGGAAAAUGAUGAGGAGACUGAUUUAUCUAGUGACAAAGCCUCAAAGUCUUCACAUUCAGAAGAGGACAAAGACUCCCUGCUCUCUGAUGAGGAUAGAACUAAACAAGAUGAUGGAGACAGAAAUUCCAACAACACCAGGGGUAGAUAUCCAGGCCAUUAUCAGGGUCGACAUCAACAGGGUUAUGAGGGUCAGAGGCCAGGGUCAUAUCCUUACUCAUCUUCAUCACAAAAUCAUCAGUAUUAUCAUCAUCAACAGCAGGGUUAUCAUGGUGGAGGUGGAGGUGGACAUUAUAACUCUAGAAUGUACAAUAUGGGAUAUCCUCCCCCCAUGGGACCUAACUACAACCCCAUGUACAUGGGAAUGCAUUCUCCUCCCAGACAUCCACUGUCUCCUGUGAUGAUUCUGCAAAGAGGUCAAAGGUCAGGAAGUCACUUCAGAGGUUAUCAUCCAGGAUAUGGGUCAGGAUAUCACUGAUACGUUUAUCAAAAAGCAUUUUCACUGCCCUUAUUGACACAAGUCAGGGUUUAAAAAAUUACAUGUAUGUGUACUUCUACAUUUAAAAAAAGGUAUAUGUCUAUAUGGAAAUGAUUUAGGUUUGAAAUUAGUACAUGUAAGGUACUUGAAUAAUUUCAUCAAAAUAUAUUUGAAGAAAACUUACAGUCAGGAAAAACAUCUUAAGCAUCUGUAUUUUGUUUUAAAUUUUCUUUCUUAUCUGAAUGUGAAUUAAUUACAUCGGUUAAAAACUCUGUAUAAGCAUUAUCAUUGUACAUUUUGUAAGAUGUAAGUGUACAUACUGUUGACAAUGAAAAAUGUAAGUCAUUGGCUAUUUGGUCCUUUCUAUGUGUAUAUUAGCUGCAAUAAUGUAGCCCUCUCCGAUUUUUUUUUUAAUCUGAUAUUUUCAGGAGAGGGCUACAAUUCCACUGCAUCUCCGUAAUGUUGCAAAUAUAUUUUUUAGAUACGGGCAACUGCAGGCAAAAUAAAUUAUUUUUGCAUUCAACUUACUUCUAAUAAGACGGAAUUUUUAUUCACUAUCAACAUCAUAACCUUUAUACGCGAAAACCAAGUAAAAUAAAUCUGCGUGUUUACCAGUCAUUCUCAUGAUAUCACUAUACAUCGAUAAAUAAAAGCAUUCCAUGUGAUAAUUUUUUGAUAAACAGUGAUAUUUAUGCUUAAAAUAAGGGAAAUCCUAAACAGAUCCGCUCCCAUAGAUCCCGAAUUCUCAUUGGUUGUCCCAAAAUAAAAUUGAUCAAGGUUAGUAAAUAUGGUGGAUAAAUUCAAGUUGUGAUGUUGACCUUCAGGAAAAAUAGCUGAUAUAUGGAUUGUUCUGUAUAUUUUUGGAUCAAUUCAUGUCUUGCAUAUAGCAACAUUUUAUGAGUUCAGGUAAGAUAUGUUAAUAAAAUACUCACUUACUGAUAAUUUGAGCCGAAAUCUGUGCGGUAGUGAAUCACUCCCGCACUUGCACCAUUAAGGAGAUCCUAAGGAGUUGUAGCUCUCUCCCAAAAAAAAAAAUUUGGAGAGGGCUACAUUAUUGCAGCUAUAUGUAUAUAUAUAUAUAUAUAUAUAUAUAUACAUAAGUAUACAAUAUCUAUAUAGAUGUAUUUUUUGCAGUGAUCAUAAAUGGUGCCAUAAGGACCAAGAUGUGAAAUCUUGCUAAAAAUGAGUACACAUAAAGCAAUAAACUAUUUAUGUACAUGUAAAUGUACCAGUGUUUUUUAAAAGGUUGUAAAUCCAAGAUUGGAUUAUGUUUAUUUCUGUUGCUAAACUCUGCAUUUUUACAUGUGUCCUGGAAUGUGUUGCUUUGGUUUUAGUAAGGCCAAGCUUAAAAAAAAUUGUUUCAGUUGCUGAUCCACAAUUCUUAGAGUGGGUAGGUAGGUAUUUUUUUUUUAGGGGGAGGGGGUCAUUUUUUUAGUUGUCAGGUACAUGUAUUUUUGGAUUAAUAAUCAUAGGGAUUUUCAUUGAGUAUUGAAAAGAUUUUGUAUCUGCAUGCUACAUUUAAGGUAGGAUCUAUGUCAAAAAAAGUCCUUUUCACAGGAUUUUUAAACUUUUCAAAAUUAUUUGCUAGUAUCCACUUAAUAAUCAUUUAAAAAUAAAUGGCAUGUUUCCCUCUUAUUUAUUUAAAAAAAAAUGCAUCCAUGGUAAACAGUACUCACUUUCGACAAUAAAGCAUUAUCAUUAAACGAUUGUACUGUUGCAAAUUUUGCUUUGAAGAUAAAUUAUCUCUCUUAUUUAUGAUGUAACGAGAUGCAUCCCAAAGUUUACACUUAAAGUAUAUUCAUAACAAAAGAAAACAUUCACACUGGGAGAUUUCAGCUGCAUUUAUAUGCUUUUAAAAGCAAUUCUAAUGACUUAUAUUUUUACUUCAAUAUAGUAAAUAGAUGUACUAUGUAAUAUGCUGUUAAUGUUCAAUGUGAUAUUCUGCCAAGCAUGUACAGGUAUAUACUUAAGUCUUUAAAAAUCAUGACAACAAUUGAACUGCAUAUAUCAGCUAGAUUAAGAACUUGUUAAACUGGAUUUAAUUUCACCCUUCUGUAAUUGAAAACUUUGUAGUACCGGUAAGUACAAAUGUACUUAGUACUAAGAAAUUGACAUACAUGUACUCAGAUACUGUAAAAGUGAAAUCUUUGACGACGUGGAAAUGUUGACAAAUGACAAAAAAUCAUCAAAGUUCCCACUCGUCAACUUUUACAUUCUUGUUAAAGAGCACUGUUAAAUGCUAUCAUAUCGUCAAAGUUUUCAUUUGCCAUAAUUCUAAAAUCUUGAAAUUGUCAAACUUUCAAUCCUUCAGUAUAGCCACAUUUAUAGUAUCUGAAAACUAAUAGGUUCCCGAUGUCAUAAUGUAGACUAUUAAGGAUUUUGUUUGCAUGUUUAGAUUUAUUUCCUUUGAAAAUGAGGUUACUAUUAUCUGUAACAACCUGUAGUGUCAAAGUCACUUGAAGGUUUAUUGUGCAUAUGAAUAAGACUGAGCUGUUCAACUACAAAUGUUCUUUCUUGUCAAGGCAAAAAAAAACUCCAGACAGAUAGAUUAAGAAUAAUACAUAAUUGAUAUAUGUAGUUGUGAUUAAGCAUAUCAAUGACACUUUGGAAUGAAUUAAAAAUUGAAUAUUAUAAAUUGACAUUUUGUUAAGUUUUCUUCUCAUGAACUUUAUAUGGAAUUAGUUUAAUAUGUUCUGUGCCAAAUGAAUGAAAAAUA
Saccostrea echinata is the source of this 7468-nucleotide messenger RNA. RefSeq names its product 3'-5' RNA helicase YTHDC2-like. Gene Ontology annotation, molecular function: RNA binding; protein binding; ATP binding. Gene Ontology annotation, cellular component: intracellular anatomical structure. NCBI's taxonomy places the organism in Eukaryota, Metazoa, Mollusca, Bivalvia, Ostreida, Ostreidae. The transcript has 33 exons. Bases 34 to 4752 code for a protein of 1572 amino acids. The record is from RefSeq and is a predicted model, not a curated record.